This is a messenger RNA of Schizosaccharomyces osmophilus, 597 nucleotides long. RefSeq names its product ribosome assembly protein Rsa1 (gene rsa1). Gene Ontology annotation, cellular component: nucleus. Gene Ontology annotation, biological process: box C/D snoRNP assembly. The record is from RefSeq and is a predicted model, not a curated record. Gene Ontology annotation, molecular function: RNA binding. The coding region runs from base 1 to 597 and encodes 198 amino acids. The transcript is spliced from 3 exons. Lineage: Eukaryota; Fungi; Ascomycota; Schizosaccharomycetes; Schizosaccharomycetales; Schizosaccharomycetaceae.
AUGGAACAACAACAGCAACAAAAAGAAUUUAUCUAUGAUAAGCCGCCACCACCUCCUGGAAGUGUGCCUGCUUCUGGUCAUUCUUUAGAUUCGUCCGGCAAUACAGUUAAUAACGGUAUGAAUCAAACCCGAAAGAGAAAUCAUCCUUCAGUAAACCGGGGGCCCUCAAAAAGAGCCCGAGGAGGACGCAAUUUUCGGGGCGGUGGAAUUCAUGGACAGCAUGGAGGGGGAGACAAUGUAGUGGAUGGUAUUGAGUAUUUACGCAAGAGAAACAUCUCAUUGAAUACACCUGAAGAAAUAAAUUCUUGGAUCCAAGAAAGGAAAAGGAACUGGCCUACCGAUAAUAACGUAACUUUGAAGAAGGAGAAAUGCAUGAACGAGAGCAAAAAAAGAGAAGAAGUCAAAGAUCAGUCUCAACCCUCAACUUCAAAUGGAUCUGCGAAGCGUCAGGCUCCCUAUUCUUCUAAUCUACCUUUCUCUGCAAAAAAGAGGCAGAAUCUGUACUCGAAGCUUGUAUAUAAUCAGGUAGAGCAGGAAAAUAUCUUUUUACUUCAGUUCUUCAAAGUCUUAAGUGAACAGUCAACAACAUCUACAUGA